This is a messenger RNA of Pocillopora meandrina, 2712 nucleotides long. The record is from the annotation of a GenBank genome assembly. Lineage: Eukaryota; Metazoa; Cnidaria; Anthozoa; Scleractinia; Pocilloporidae.
UUAAGAGAGGUAAGGGGUCAGCGGGUACUGCCUGAGGACAAAGAGGGCAUUACAAUAAUCCUACGGUAUGGCAGUACCCGACUGAAACGCAAAUUCAAAGCAACUGCUCUUUUCCAGGUAUUUACAGUAACUUGUGUAUGAGUGGUUAAUAUGAAUACAUUUAUGAUCAAUUAUUGGAAUGAUAAACACAAUGUUUCCAUCUCUCUCUUCUAGGGAUUUACAAUAAUACAUUUUAUUCAAGAUAUUUAGAUAUUUUAUAUAUGUACAUGGUCACUUACUUAGAAAUAUUAAUCUCCCCUUUUCAUUGACAAAGAUGAUCAGAGGAAACAAAACUGAAUUAUAUUGAUUUACAGUUUAACUGAAUAUUUGAAGUACCCUCAAUACAUGACAAGAAAAAAAAAGCUGCUCCAGACCCUAAUUCUAGUUUAAAAGGCAACCCACUUUCCAAAUGAAAGGAGCACCCGCCCACUGCAUGCUAUUUUGUAUUUUUCCUAGUUACAAUUCGUAUUAGAGACAUUUUUGAAAGAAAUUUAUCUCUUAACAGGAGGUGUAUGACUGGGCAGGGUCACAACAGAAUGUGCCCCUAAAUUUUACCCUGCAGAGACAAAAGCACGUGGUCAAACACCAAGAUCCCCUUCUGGGCAAGGAGGUGCUAGAUAUCUGCGAGAGGGUAUGUACAUAAAGUUGUAUCUAUUAUGUUGAUUUUUUCUUACACAACAAGAGUCCCAGUAGGGUUCAAAUUUUCCCCUCUUUGUUACUGAAAUAACAUCAUAAGACAAUAAAAUAUUAUUGCAGCCAAAAAACCUUUAAGAAAAACAAAUAAACCCGUUGAUUUAAUUAAGUUCUUUAAUUUUACUUCAGUUAAAACAACGUACCUUGUCUUUUUCGAUUUAUCAGAGUAAAAAAUUCCGAAAUUCUUGAUUGGUGCUGGGCGAUCUUACACCUCUUUCCACGGUACAGAAUCGUCACGAAGUUAUUUAUCAAACGUUUCAAAGGCUGUUAGCGUCCGUAAAGACACAACAAAACUCCAGUAAUGGCCACUACUGUUAUUGUAGCUGUGAAAAGCUUAAACUAGCUAUCUUUCAUCUUCUUUGUCAUGUAUACGGCACAACGCAUAUCUUACUUCAUAUAUUCCACACAUUAUGUAACAUGGCUCGAGAACUUCGAGAUGCUUUGCAACUUCACGAGAAAAGAAGAAAAUUUGGGCAUGAGCAAUCUGAGGAAACGAACGUUUUACUUAGGAAUAAUAUGUAUUCUCCGCAAUUUCAAUUACAGUACACGAUAUUCAAUUAGUGCCUAUACUUCAAAUGGUGUUUUGCUAGAUGGUUUAAUAGACGAAACAAUCAUUUCAGCAGUAACAUAUCAAUUACAUCUUCACAAAUCUAUUUAGGAUCCAGAGGAAGCCAAGGCUCUCCUAGAUGACCAGGUAGGGAAUCUUUUUUGGUUUUACACUGUGUUCUCAAUUAAGAGCUUAGUUUGGAAUUUAUUAUUAAUUACAUGCUGGAACAAGAUAAGCAUUACCUGACUGCAUUUAAGGACUUAGUUUGGAAUUUAUUAUUGAUUACAUGCUGGAACAAGAUAAGCAUCACCUGACAACAUUUAAAUAAAUCCUCACAAUUAAAAAUUGAUUUGUCAUUUUCUCCUGGAAAGGGAAAUCUUGCAAAUCCAACAACUUAGGCAGACAAACAAAACCUUACACUUGACAAAUGACUAUUGUUUCUCUCCUAAACCACAACACACUCAAGGGAGACUGACAAGGCCGGUUUCCCGACCAGGGAUAAUGCCUUACUGCCACGACACUUGUUGGGGGAUAGGGACAAGACUAUUCUCCUGACCAGGGAUGAGGCCUUAGUGCCGUGACACUUGGGGGAGACUGACAAGACCGUUCUUCUCCUGACCAGGGACGAGGCCUCAGUGCCGUGACACUUGGGGGAGAUGGACAAGACUGUUCUCCUGACCAGGGACGAGGCCUUAGUGCCGCGACACUUGGGGGAGACUGACUGGACUGUUCUUCUCCUGACCAGGGACGAGGCCUCAGUGCCGCGACACUUGGGGGAGAUGGACAAUACUGUUCUCCUGACUAGGGACGAGGCCUUAGUGCCGCGACACUUGGGGGAGACUGACUGGACUGUUCUUCUCCUGACCAGGGACGAGGCCUUUGUGCCGCGACACUUGGGGGAGACUGACAAUACUGUUCUCCUGACCAGGGACGAGGCCUCAGUGCCGCGACACUUGGGGGAGAUGGACAAGACUGUUCUCCUGACCAGGGACGAGGCCUUAGUGCCGCGACACUUGGGGGAGAUGGACAAUACUGUUCUCCUGACCAGGGACGAGGCCUCAGUGCCGCGACACUUGGGGGAGAUUGACAAUACUGUUCUCCUGACCAGGGACGAGGCCUUAGUGCCGCGACACUUGGGGGAGACUGACAAGACUGUUCUUCUCCUGACCAGGGACGAGGCCCUAGUGCCGCGACACUUGGGGGAGAUGGACAAGACUGUUCUCCUGACCAGGGACGAGGCCUUAGUGCCGCGACACUUGGGGGAGAUUGACAAGACUGUUCUCCUGACCAGGGACGAGGCCUUAGUGCCGCGACACUUGGGGGAGAUUGACAAGACUGUUCUCCUGACCAGGGACGAGGCCUUAGUGCCGCGACACUUGGGGGAGAUGGACAAGACUGUUCUCUUGACCAGGGAUGAGGCCUUAGUGCUGUAA